AUGCAUUUGAUACCCUGCCGGCCGGUGAAUUCACACGGUCACACAAGGCUUGAAGGAGAGGGUCAGCGCAAUCUUCCACCUUCCAGGUCCGGUCAUGGGGCACCAGGUUUGGUCAGGCCAACUUACAAUCUGGGCACAUGCUUUCGUGCAUUGUAUUGGAGUCCUCCGAGCAUAAGGCUCAUCAGAAGCCCCAGAAAACGAAAAAUCGAAACCGGGUGUUGUAUGGGCCAACAGUAUUGUCAUCAAGAUGGUAAGCCUCGGAGGGACAUCUUGUGUUGCGCGUGCAAUACUGAGCUACAUAAGAUGUGGAAAAUAUCAACGACGCCUGGGUAG
Molecule: messenger RNA, 333 nt
Organism: Pochonia chlamydosporia 170
Lineage: Eukaryota; Fungi; Ascomycota; Sordariomycetes; Hypocreales; Clavicipitaceae
Exons: 1
Coding region: 1-333 (110 amino acids)
Source: RefSeq, a predicted model, not a curated record